AUGCCGUUCUGCCUCGCCACCGACUCGUUGUGCAACCUGGGCAUGUCACUUAACCAGUCCCGGUUACCUCAUAAGGCUUACUUAUACCCACUUAUCGCCCCCGUGACGGCCUUGGGCGGGCUCGGCCCGGGCCGCACCCUGGAGGCAGCGGCAGCAGCGGCGGCAGCGGCUGGCCGGGAGGGCUGGCUGGGCCCCGGGCCGGCCUGCUGCGGGACUGGCUGUCGGGGUGAGCAGCGGCCACCGGGGCCUGGCUGUCGUGAGGCUGGCGGGGAGGCGGCCGCUGAUGUAUGGUGGGGACGGGCGGCUUCGGUACGGUCCCUGCAAGCCCUGCCCGGGCCCCAUCCCGCGGAGCUGCCCUCUCGUUCAGCAGGGGAAAGCAGUGGGCAGGCUUCGGGUACGGCUGACAGCGGCGCUGGGAGAAAAGGCUUUCCGGAAGGUACUGUGGCACUCGCACUGAACGUUACCUUCAGCCAGAAGCUACAGCUGCACCGAGGGAUGAGCAAAGCCAUACCUUGGUUUCCCUGUUGCCCUUGUCUCAGAGCUAAGCUGAAGCCUACCUCUGGAGGGGACUCGCAGCCCUGCCUGAAGCAAUGGAGGCCUGAACAUGGGGAAUGUUGGAACUAACCAUGUGAGAAAAGAUCCUGGAGUGAGAGGCUGCAUGCAUCCCAUGUCUGAGAUCAGGGUUUGUUCUGUGAAGCUGACCUUUAAAACAGCCUGAAAAUGAGGAACGUGGCACCAGAGAGCAGAGCAGGAAGCAUGAAAUGAUGUAAGAUUUGUUUCUUCUGCAUAGGAAUACUUUUUUUUUUUUUUGUUAAAGCUCCAGGUUUGUGAUUCAGCAUUUUCUGCCACUGACAGAAUAAAAGAAAGGGAAAAAAUCAGUGGAAAGAAAGAAUGUUCCUAUUGUUCUAGCCAAAAUCUAAAAAAAUACUAGACAUCA
Messenger RNA from Pezoporus occidentalis (night parrot), 937 nucleotides. RefSeq names its product spidroin-2-like. The record is from RefSeq and is a predicted model, not a curated record. The transcript has 3 exons. NCBI's taxonomy places the organism in Eukaryota, Metazoa, Chordata, Aves, Psittaciformes, Psittacidae. The coding region runs from base 1 to 624 and encodes 207 amino acids.